This is a messenger RNA of Orbicella faveolata, 3489 nucleotides long. RefSeq names its product vesicle-trafficking protein SEC22a-like. The record is from RefSeq and is a predicted model, not a curated record. Gene Ontology annotation, molecular function: SNAP receptor activity. NCBI's taxonomy places the organism in Eukaryota, Metazoa, Cnidaria, Anthozoa, Scleractinia, Merulinidae. Gene Ontology annotation, biological process: endoplasmic reticulum to Golgi vesicle-mediated transport; retrograde vesicle-mediated transport, Golgi to endoplasmic reticulum.
CCAGUGAUUUCAGAAUGCAUUUAAUAAAUAAACAAAUAAAUAAAUAAAUAAAUAAAUAAAUUCUGCAUUGAAUACCAGAGCACAAAGGUUGCCUCAGUUUUAUUUCAAUUUUGGAAUUGAAAAAUGCACCAACCUCCAUACAGUCCAUAUUGUAGUCGCACAGUUUGCAAUAGUAAGGUUUUGUCUUGUCAGUAUUAAUCCAGUCUUGACGCGGAUCAACUCUCUUUGUCUGAUUAGCAUUUGUGUAAGCACCCGUUCCUGAAGUUUCUGCCGGCUGAUUCUGACUCGACACAGAAAGUGCGUCGCUUGGGAAGUCAGCGUACAAUUGAUCUUGCUUCUCUUUCUCUUCCCUCACAACCUGGGCUCCUGCAUCUAGGUUUGCAUUCCCUGUAACAACUGUAUUUUCAGCAGUAGAGACAUCGACCAUGUUGGUUGCCAUCGUCGCCAUGUUGAACGUAAAUCUCGACAGUGCGCACGUCCUAAAAGAGAAAACCACUAAGCUUAUCUCGGGCUCAGUAUGAAAUCCAAUAUGGCUGCAAUAGCCGCACAACAAAGACUGCUUCGGCUACGUAAAGAGAGUGCGAUGUUUUGUUCGGUAACGGCGUAAAGACGACUGAAUUGUGUAUGCCUGUGUAGCUUAAAGCUUGAAAAUUCAGUUUGCUGAUCCACGAUGGUCGUGUUUGCGAUGAUUACACGGAUUUCCGAUGGAAUGCCGCUCACAGCGUCUACGGAUUUGGAUAUGCACUUUGAAUUGAAGGAGAGCAAGAGAUUCGCCAAAACUUUGGCACGAAAAGUUAAUCAGUACCCAGCUAGAUGCACCAUGCAAUGUGGAAAUCACAAAAUCUACUUUGUAAAGGCUGUUGGGGUUUGCUUCUUGGCGGUUUGUGAAGGAACAUAUCCAGCUGUUUUAGUCUUCUGUUUCCUUGAGGAACUUCAGCGUGAGUUCACAAUAACAUUUCAGAGUCAUGAUGUCCAAAAAGCAAGGAGACCUUACUCAUUUAUAGAGUUUGAUUCCUUCAUUCAGAAAACUAAACAACGAUACAACAACACAAGAACUUUGACAUCGCGGCUUAAUUUAAGCGAGAUGAGUGAAGACUUACACAACAAUCCUCCAUUUGAGAUUUUACAAACUGAACUUGGACCAGAAAAUAAUGCUGAUGUCAAGACUUAUAAAACAGGAGGUCCCAUGAGACAGCUUGAACCCUUGACAUGGCAAAGUCUCACAGCCUGUGUUUUAGCAGGUGUUUGUGGACUACUGAACUUUCUCAGAUGUUUCCCAUUUUUAAAUAUUAUUGUUAUUGAUGAGGAGACCAAUGAUACUUGGUUUUCGGCUGCUGGAUUUUUUCUUGCUGGUGUUCUAAAUUGUUGCCAGCUAUAUCUUCUUUUCUUUUCUGUGCGAUGGAGGAUGCCAUUAGCAAGAUCACUGUUUGUUACGCUUCUGCUUGUUAUUUAUUGGCUACGAAGCCUUCGAAACAUCUGGCAAAUUCUCUUCCACCUCACGGUUAUUGCUUUUGUGUUGUAUCAAACUACAAAGAGACAACUACAAGAAAAGCCCCCAGAUUACAAUGUUUAGAACAAAGAGAUGUGUAUGUUACACAUUUUUAAUAUAGACUACAGAAAUUAUAUCAAUUAGAUGUAAUUGUGAAUUUGAGGAAAGAACUUUCUUUAACUGUACAGCUAUAAUUAUAUAAUAUUAGUUUUUAUUUCUCUGUCUAGGUUACUCUGUUACUAUUUAAAACUACAGAUACAAGAGGUGAAGCACUGCAAUAUCCCUGGCCUCUUUUGUUCAAAGAGCAUGAAGCAACAUUCUCUACCCUACCCCUUGUAAGCAAGAAAAGCUAUCUUUAAUUGGGAGUAACUUAUUCUGGUGGCAUCUUUUGUUGACUUUGAGCCUUCUCAGGGUUAAUCUAUUUAAGUGUAUCGGCCUUUUCCAGUCUUCUAACCAAGCCAUUUUUUUGCCAUUACAAAAUGGCUAAGAAAAUCCCUUUAGAGGGGUGCCACUGUUUUGGGAACAAUAUGAAUAAAAUUGGAAAAUUUGACUCCAUUGUAACAAAGAAAACAUCUUAAUAUUUGGUAGGAAAAUAUUUCAACAAUAAGCUUAAGUACAGUCAACUCUCUCUUAACGGACACCUCUAUAAGACGGACACCUGGUGCUGGUCCCAGCCGUUUCUCAGUCAUUUUACUAUAACCAAACUCUCUAUAAGACGGACACUUCCAUAAGACGGUCAACGGACACUUUGAAAUCGUCAACGGACACUUGUGAGGUGCUGAAUGUGACCGCAAAUUACGAUUUAGGGAAGAAAAAUUCUUAAAUUACCACGUACGUGACUCUUUUCAACACCAGACCUUUAAUUGACAGCUCUCUUCACUGUUCGGACUCUAUUUAACCCGUUAACUAUUGAUUCUAAUAUGAAAAGAGAUUCAAUUUUAUAAGUAUGUUUUUGUUCCAGUUUGUAGGUUUCGUUCAAGUAAAUAACUUAAAGCAAACUUUAAACAGACGCGUAUUCACUGUGCACAGGUUCAGCAUUAUUAUCUUAAAAUUCCUGGGGUCAUGUUACUUCGCUCUACAAGCCGGACACCUCUCUAAGACGGACAGCUGAGGCCGGUCCCUAUGGUGUCCAUCUUAGAGAGAGUUGACUGUAUUCUGGGAUUUUCAUUUUACAAACGUUUCAAAAUUUAGCAGUGUUAUUGUAAAUGGAAGGGAACGCAAAUGCAGGGGAACAGGAUUUGUCAGCUAGGUUCAAAUGCCCUGCCUCUCCAACCCCUUCAACAUUAAUAGGUGCUCUACUGAAAAGUAGUCGCAGAAAUUAUAUUAUUUAUGCAAGACAAGAAGGCAUUUUCUGCAAUACUUGUUAUAUAAUUGAUAAAGUUUUGAGAACUUUUAAUUUUCCGUAUAACUAAGUCGCAUCAGGACACUUAUAACUCCUGAUUCACUUCAGUUUUAUUCAUAGUAAGUUGUUACAAGGGUUUAUUCGAUCAACCUUGUUUCCAGGGUCUCCCAUCUUGCCGCCCUCCCGGAGCAAGGAAGGGUGGAAAGAUGAGAGGCCCUGGAAACGAGGUUGGAGCUAAUUAAGAUGUCUUACACAAAUAUAACAAAGGGAUGUAUAUCGACAUACCUUUUAGACAACAAUAAAGGGAUUCAGAAAUACCUGUAAUAAGCAGGAAGUUAAUGGAUGAGAAGAAAUGAAUCCACCAUCUCAUAGGUGAUAAUGCGGGCUGAAAAUCACUAAUCACCGUUAAUGCGAAGUCCUUUAGACUUUUUCCAAGCCUAUCAUUUUUAACGAAUGAUGGCGUAGCUAGAGUUAGUCACGGCAGUAUAAUUCACUCGGUCGAUGGGACGUAAAUUUUUUUGCGGUUACAUUCCGCUGACCAGUGGUAUCCGGUAGUUUAAUUUAGCCCCCAAGUCGAUUAGCAACUAACCGUUUAGCCCGCAACCAGAAGACGAGAACACUGUCUAUUUCUCGUUCUCCAAGCGUGAAUACCAGGGUG